Molecule: messenger RNA, 2403 nt
Organism: Rhodotorula toruloides NP11
Lineage: Eukaryota; Fungi; Basidiomycota; Microbotryomycetes; Sporidiobolales; Sporidiobolaceae
Product: ser/thr/tyr protein kinase RAD53
Exons: 9
Coding region: 1-2403 (800 amino acids)
Biological process (GO): protein phosphorylation
Molecular function (GO): ATP binding; protein kinase activity; protein binding
Source: RefSeq, a predicted model, not a curated record
AUGGAGACGGCUGCGUUCGACGCACUCGAGUACUCGCAGCAGUCGCAGCUCACGCAGACCCAGCAGACCCAGCCGCUCUCUCAGCCGACCACCCGCUUCCCGCCCAACCUCUGGGGAAUCCUCGUCUCGGUCGGGAGGAGCUCGAGCGAGUCCUUUGCGCUCGCACAGCACGCGCACGACCAGUCAACAACCGUCCGAGGCGACACAACCACCUCUGCCCCUCCUCCUGGUCUCUCAACGGCCGUCCACACGGCCCUCCCUCGACCGGAGCGACUCGAGUUCUCGCGGACGAAACGGGAGUACACGGUUGGGCGGCAUCCACGGUGCGACUUGGUCCUGAACGGGCCAAAGAUCUCGAGCAAGCAUGCCCGGAUCUGGCUCGACAACGAGACGGGCAUCGUCAGGCUCGAGGACACGAGCACGAACGGGACCUUCGUGCGCAACAUGAAGGUUGGCAAGGGCAACAUCACUGUCCUCGAGCCAGGCGACCUGAUCGUCUUCGGUCCCGCCUCGGCCAACUUUGACGACGACUUCCGCUACGUCUUCCAGUGUGACCCCAGCCUGAACCCCUCCUCGUCCUCUGCCGCCGACCCGUACGGCCUCGGCGAGCUCUCGCAGUCGCAAAACGCCGAGGGACGGUCAAUCCACCAGUACUACGAGGUGCGGGAACAGCUGGGCAAAGGCAGCUUCGCGACGGUCCGCAAGGGCGUGCGGAGAGCGGACGGCGUCGUCGUGGCGAUCAAAAUCAUCCAGCGGGCGAGGUUCGCGAGUAAUCCCAAGUCGGUCGAGAUGAUUGAGCGGGAGAUCGCUAUUAUGAUGCAGCUCGAGCAUCGGUUCUGCGUCAAGUGCUUUGACUUCUUCGAGGAUGACCAGCGGAUCUGGAUUGUCUUGGAGUACGUCGACGGAGGCGACUUGCUGGACUACGUGAUGAAGCGGCGAGGACUGAAGGAGAACGAGACCCGCGAGAUCGCACUCAUGAUCUGCGAAGCCGUCGCCUACCUCCACUCGCAAGGUGUCACGCACCGCGACCUCAAGCCGGAGAACUUGUUGCUCACGAAGGCGGCGCAUCCGGUCUGCAAGGUUACCGACUUUGGCUUGGCGAAGAUGGUGGACGAUCAGACAAUGUUGCGGACGAUGUGCGGAACGCCAACUUACCUCGCGCCCGAGGUCAUUCUCCACCCCGAGGCGGUCCGAGGCUACGGCUCGCUCGUCGACGCCUGGUCAAUCGGCGUUGUUCUCUACUCCUGCCUAACGAACCAGAUCCCAUUCGACGAGUCCGAGUCGACACCGCUGCCUCAACGGAUGGCGCAGCGGACAGUCAAUCUCGGCAUCUUGCGCGGCUUUGGCGUCAGCGAGAUAGGGUGCGAUUUUAUCGGCAAGCUGCUCAAGGCGGACCCGCGCGAACGGAUGAGCUGCGCGCAAGCCCUGCGGCACCCUUGGCUCGCGACGAAAUCUGAUUCGGUCGCUUCCCUACCCUUCGGCGCCUCUUCCCUCGAUGCCAUCCCGAACAUGUCUGCCGCGCAUCGAUCACGAGCAGAUUCGCUCGAGGGUCAGGAAGCGGACGCCGAGAUGAGCGCGGCGAGUUUGACGAGUCCAGCUGCGAUGCGGACGACGGAAGGAACGGACGACAGCAUGGUCGAUUCGCAAGGAUUCGGCAAACUUGCGCUCGAUGGCCCGCCUCACUCGCCUCACCCUCUCUCCAACCUUCCGAACGGCCUCGACCACGCCCUAGCACCUCCCUUCUCAAGCGGCACGAAGCGGAAAGAGCCCAUGUCUGCGUUCAGCGAUUCGUCCGCCUCGGCCAUGAGCUCAGUCCAGGCCAGUCCGAUCAUGGUUCGCGCAGUACCGCCUGGACCGCUCGCGAACGGCUCGAUGCCGCCUCCUCCGGUGCGGAAGCGGCCUGCAGCGGAUAUGCAAAACGGCGCGAUGGAAGUGGAGGAGCCUGCACUCGUCGAGACCAGCGAAGAGGUGGAGCCGAGCACGACGGAGGAGGGCGACUUGGACUUGCUGCCCAUCAAGCCGGUCGAAGUCAAGGCGUCGAAGGUCCCCGAUGUACCGGCGCCCGCAAAGACGCUCGAGGAGAACGUUGUCGACGAGGAGACGAAGGAAGAGCCGGAGGAUGCGCCGCCAACUCCCGCACGACGGGGCAAGGGCGGACGCAAGGCGGCGCCGACUUCUGCGCGAGGGCGAGGGCGCGUACGGGGCCGAGCGUCGGUGGCUUCGACUGUCAAGGAUGACGAGGAGGUCGACGGUGAGCAGGAGCAAGAGGACGAGCCAGAGCCGGCGCCGAAGAAGCAGAAGACGCGGGGCUCGUCGGCAUUUGUCACCGGGGCGGCAGCAGAGGUCAGCGGCAUUGCGGCGACGGUCAAGAACAGGCGACGCAAGGUUGCGCGGUACACCUGA